Molecule: messenger RNA, 1267 nt
Organism: Ectocarpus siliculosus
Lineage: Eukaryota; Phaeophyceae; Ectocarpales; Ectocarpaceae
Source: the annotation of a GenBank genome assembly
CCGACUCCCUGCUCGCUGCCCUAUGCUCUGAGCACUUGGUGGUUUGUUGCCCAGUAGGCUCGUCUUUCUGCCUACUUGUGUGUGCCUCGGGCGAGUUUGUUUCCAACCGAAAAUACCCAGUGUUUUUCGUGUGAAGGGCUCGAUCGUGAAGUGAAGGACGAGGGACGACGAUCAUAUCAUGGACUGGGAAGAUCACGAUGGCGGCUCUCCCGAGGAGGGCGAAGCUGGCAGGGACGAUGAGGUACAGGGGGUCUUCAACGUCCCAGCGAUGGCCAUGGGGCAGGUGUUUCCGGGCGAAAGCGUCGUGACGUCGAUGGAUUUCCAUGAGGAUGGGGAGCUCUGCGUGGCGGCGAACAGCGACAAGAGCGUGACUCUGAUCAACGCCGUGGAGGGUCGCAAGAGAAAAACCAUCCACACACAAAAGUACGGCUGCGGGGUGGUCCGCUACACUCACCACGAUCAGACCGUGCUGGUGAGCUCGGACGCGGACGGUGCGGACCAUGCCGUGCGAUACUUGUCGCUGUACGACAACCGCUUUCUCCGAUUCUUCACCGGGCACACUGACAAGGUUGUCUCUAUCGCCAUGAGUCCCACCGACGACCACUUCAUGACCGGCUCCGCGGAUAAGACCGUACGAUUAUGGCACCUGUCGAGACCACAGUGCCUGGCGGUGCUGGAGUUUCCGCCUGGCCACGGAACGCCGUACGUGGCGUACGACCAGCAGGGGUUGGUCUUCGCGGCAGCUACCUCCACCGGCAAGGCCAACAUCAUCAAGCUGUACGAUGCACGAAAUUACGAAAAGGGCCCGUUCGACACGUUCACCGUGGAGCAUAAGAAGGUGGAGGAGUUCAUCGUGAAGUCGAAGGAGAUGCGGUCGAAGAAGGCGAGGGCGCUGUCGCUCGCUCGGUGGAAGAGCAUGAAGUUCAGCGCGGACGGACAGAGCAUCCUGAUCGCCACGGACGCGAGCCUGGUCCUGACGCUGCACGCAUUCGAAGGCGACGUUAAGCAGGUGUUCACCGGGCACCAGAACGACCUGCACUCGGAGCUGGACGCGUGCUUCACCCCGAACGCGGAGUACGUCCUGUCCGGCUCCGAAGACAGCGGCAUCUACGCCUGGCGCGCGGAAGACGGCAAGCUGGCCAAGAUUCUCAAGGGGCACUCGUCCGCGGUGGGCAGGGUGCUGUGCAGCCCCAAGUACGAGGUCAUCGCGAGCGCGUGCACGAACACGGCGCUGUGGAUAGACGCGGGUUUGGAGCCCGGGCAAUAG